Messenger RNA from Rubroshorea leprosula, 1160 nucleotides. The record is from the annotation of a GenBank genome assembly. Lineage: Eukaryota; Viridiplantae; Streptophyta; Magnoliopsida; Malvales; Dipterocarpaceae.
AACAAAAAAAAUCGACUUUAUUGUUGACCCACAUCCUGCUAAUCUCGGGUUAAGGUGAAAUGGGAAUUUCUAAUACAAAGUUCAAUUCUAGAAUAUUCAUCAAUAAUGAUGAAAUUCCUGAGAUCUUGGCUCUCAAAGGGAGGAUUCCAAUGGGUGAAGAGUCGAGUGGUCAAAUAUUGAGUCAUGCAUGCUCAACCACUUAUUCUUUAGAUGAAGAAUUCUUAGUGGCUUUUAUACGAAAAACUAUUAUUGAGAUUAAAGACUGCCAAAAUGUGGUGACUUGUGUGACUCUUGCAAAAAUCACACAUAUUGAAUCUACAAGUAAUUGGUAUUACAAGAGUUGCAACACUUGCACAACUGGAGUUGUGUCUGAUUUUGGAAUUUGGUAUUGCAGAAAUUGUGAGAAACGAAUGAAGAAUCCUCGAAUCAGGUAUUGCAUUCAAGUUAGAGUAGUUGAUGAAACUGAUGCAGCUUCCUUAAUUCUCUUUGACUCUGCUGCUUUGGAUUGUCUAAAAAAAUCAGCUUCUGAAUUGCAUGAUUUGCAUUUGAAAAGGGGUGGUGAUCAAGAGAAAUAUCCUGAAGAGCUAGAUGUUUUGAAGAAUAGGAAAAUUAUAUUUAGAGUCAACAUAAAGAAACAUAACAUCAAUUCUUUUGAAGAAACUGCUUACCAUGUUGGGAAGGUGUGCUGUGAUGAUAACAUUAUUUUGGCCUUUUUGAAUUCCAACAAACCAUCAGGGGAGUCAUUUGAACUUCAAAAUUAUUCAUUUGAUGGUGACUUCAAUAAUACAGGAAAAGAAAAGAUUGUGAUGGAGGAAAAUUCUCACAUUGGUGAUAAUGAGGAUCCACCGAAUGAUGUCCAAUCUUCAUUAAAGAGGAGUUUUAAUUGUGAGUCCAUGGAAGGAGAAUCUGAUGACCUAUUGCAGCAUUCUUCAACCAAGAUGAAGAAGAUUAUAAAGAUUGAGAAAGACUAAUGUUCAUGCUGCAGAUAUGAUAAACAUAUUUUGAAUUGUGGGAUGAACUUUCUACUGAAGUUGUACUUUUUUAUGGGACCUUAAUUUGAGGUGUUGUUUGUUUUGUUUAGUUGUUUUGUGUAUUGGCUUCCAUAAGACAUUUUUCUAUUAUUAAUGUUUUGAAAAUGGUAAUGAAAUCUAUGUUAAUUU